GGUCACACUAAUCGCGAUUGAACGAACGUCGUGAAAAAUACGUUUAAUUAUUAAGUUAAGUGCGACAAAUAAAAAAAUAAUUAAAUCGGUAUAAAUACGUCGUUUUGUGGUGUUUGAGCGAUUCUUUUGAGUGCGGGAACCAAACACAACAAAAGAUAACGAAAAAUCUAGCCAAAAAAUCGGAAAAGGCCCUCUGUGAAAGCAAUACAAAUUUUAUUUAAACCGCAAGUGAAUGCCACAAAACAAACAAAAGAUCGAGGCAACAAAGGAACAUCAGCGCUCGUGAUAGGAAUUUCAAUUAUUUUGUCUCCAGCUGUGACAGAUGAUGGCCUAAAAUGGCGGCCACACCACCAAUGCCGCCCGGAUCCAGCUCUGACCAACUGAAUGGCAGCCACCCCGAGGCGAAGAUCAAGGCAAUCGGCCAGGGUCACAACCACAUAACCGAGGCGAUCAACCAGCACUUUCAGCGAAAGAACCAACUUCAGGAGGCACACUCGGAGCCCAACCACAGCAAUCCAGGGAGCCGCAGGGGCAGCUAUGAGCAGCUGGAGCUGCUGGAGCAACCAGAGCAGUCGGAGUCCAGUGCGGGUGGCACGGCCAAGGCGAGCUGCCAUUGCACCAACAUUAGUAUUAUGCACCUGUUCCAUGAGAUGAAGCAGGAGUUCCCAACGAUACCCGAUGCCAUAGUGACGCAAUGCGUCAAUGAGAAUUGCCACCAACGCGACAAUUGCAUCCAAAUGUUGAGGAAGGAGUUCGCCCUGCAAGCAGUCCAGAGCUAUCCCUCCAAGGUGUUGCAGCAGCAGCAGCAGCAGAACCGGCGGCCCACAAAGCCACCCACGCCCCUCAAACCGUUGCGGGCAGCCCCUGCCCAGCCGGAGAUAACCCAGAGCAAUGGGGCAACUACUGGUUCCAGUUCCACUCCCCGACCUGUUCGGCCCACCACGCUUAACCUACAGCGUCCGGGCAACACCCAGUUGCAGAUGAAGAUCCAGCAACGCCAGCAGCGGCAGCAGCGCGAUCCCCACCAGCAACAGCUGACGCCCACGUCCCUGAGCAAGCCGCUGCGAAGGGCGCCGCCCCUGCCGCCCAAGCCGGGCAGCUUUUCCAACGAUUCCUCGUGCCUAACCAGCCCGAUGAGCUCCAGUGAAUCGGAGCUCUCGCUCAACGCGGUCUCAUUAUCGUCACCGACGUCGGCAGCGCCAUCGGCAGCGGCCAGAACAGCUGGAACAACAGCCGGGGCGGCGAUAGUGCAGCCCCAACAGCCCUCUCCGGUUCGACAUCGUUCAGUCAUUACGCUCCAGCCAGAGCCGCCGUACGCGCGCGAAUUUCUGACGACCCAGCCGCCGGCAUCGACGCCGCCGUUUCCAAGCUCUCCCAGCUCAGCGGCCUCCCCGGGUCGCAAGAGCUUCACCUCGCUUAACCUCACCCUACGCCAGCCGGCAACAGGCGGCGGAGCCCAGGCGGCGAUCGACAUUACCGCGGGACCGGCGCCCAGUGGCCAGGGCAGCGGCAUCACCUACUCGAGUGUCAGCUUCGAUGCCCGAAAGGGCACCCACAAAAAUUUUCAGCUGACGGUCACGGACGAGGGCAGCGUCUUCAGUGCCGGGUGUAUACGUCCGCGAGUUCCGUGCGCUGGCUGUGAUCCAGCCGCAGUUGCUCCUCCGACGAGUCACCAGCCCCAGCCGCCGCCGUUGCCAGCGGUGGUCGCCGAUGGAGUGGGCCAGGAGCAGGGAGCCAUGACGCCGGACGUGUUCCCCUAUCCCACUCAGGAGCAGAAUCAUAUAGUGGCCUCCAACUACAGUAACAACCAUGGGGUGAACAACAAUAGUGGCAACAGCACCAGCAGCAGCCCCGUCAGCAGUCCCACUGUGCCGCUCUACGCAGGAGUGCUGGAGGAAGCCCAUGCCACGACCAUCGAGCGGCAAAAGAAGCGUCGCGACAAGCUGGCGAACGCGCUGCGGGACAACAGGAAACGGCUGCUGGUCCUCGAGCAGGAGAUCAACAUCCUGACCGAGCCGGUUCCCGUCGGCGAAUCUGAAAGACUGGAUAAAGAUAUCAAGAAACUGACUGAGGACUGCCAGCGGCUAUUGAACCUCAUAAAUGAACCGCAGGCGAAUGGCUCGGGCCAGGCACCCAAUUCCAUGAAUCGCCAGCAUUCGGCGCCAGCCGGCAACGCUCCCCAGCAGCAUCAGAAUCAACCACAGCCAUUCCCACGCCAGCGUCAAGGCGGUCGCUCCCAAGUACCGCCCACUACACUGAACUUGCACUCAGUGCCGACACCAAGCAACUUGCAGCCGAAUCAGGACUUCUUGCAUCAGCACCGCAGUGCUCCCAGCUCCGCCUGCCUGACGCCCCAGCAGCAGCUGCAGCAGUUCCAGGAGCCACCACCCACAUACGCUCAAUACCACCAGUUUCAACAGUACCUGCAGCAGCAGCGCCAGCAGCAACUCCAACAGUUGCAGCUACAGCAGCAGCAGCAAUUACAGCAACAACAGUUGCAACAACGGUUGCAGCAACAACAGCGCCCCGGCAACGCAGAGGAGGAGGACUACCUGACCGAUUCCGAUGUCGACGAGGACGAAGAGCCACUGGACAUGUGGGCCUGCAACAUGUGUACAUUCCGCAACCAUCCGCAACUUAAUAUUUGCGAGGCCUGUGAGAACGUUAGGAUCCAGCCGGCCCCAGUGCUGAGUCGUGAAGAUAUACACAUAACUCUCUCACCAGGCGAAAAUCGCAUUAUACACUCCUGGAUACUUUCAUGACAGUCGGCCAAACGCUCAACAUGAGAACCUAGACUACUCCAGAGAUAUUCAUAAUCUUAAAUUCAA
Drosophila bipectinata is the source of this 2828-nucleotide messenger RNA. It is a transcript of the gene Tab2, whose product is annotated as TAK1-associated binding protein 2. The record is from RefSeq and is a predicted model, not a curated record. Lineage: Eukaryota; Metazoa; Arthropoda; Insecta; Diptera; Drosophilidae. Gene Ontology annotation, molecular function: ubiquitin binding.